CUCUAUGAACACACAGGACUUCUGGGCUGAAACACACACACACACACACACACACACACAGUGCAGUGGUGUCUGUACACCAUGGCCUUGCUGGAGCUCGCUAUGCAGGGCUUCUCCAUCUUCGGAUUUAUUUUAUUUAUUGUCCUCUGGUUCAUGCAUUUCAUGUCCAUCAUCUACGUCCGCUUGCAUCUCAAUAAGAAGAUCAGCGAUAAACAGCCCUACAGCAAACUGGCCGGAGUUUCGCUGCUCAAACCCCUGAAAGGUGUGGACCCCAACCUCGUCAGUAACCUCGAGACCUUCUUCGAGCUCGACUACCCCAAGUACGAGAUUCUGCUCUGUGUGCAAGACCACGACGAUCCGGCCAUCGAUGUGUGUAAAAAGCUGCUGGGGAAAUACCCGAGUGUCGACGCCCGCUUGUUCAUAGGCGGUAAGAAGGUCGGCAUCAAUCCAAAAAUAAACAACCUCAUGCCGGGGUACGAGGGAGCAAAAUACGACCUGGUGUGGAUCUGCGACAGCGGCAUUCGAGUGAUGCCUGACACGCUGACGGACAUGGCCAGUCACAUGACAGAGAAGGUGGGUCUGGUUCACGGCCUCCCGUACGUCGCAGACCGUCAGGGAUUCGCUGCUACACUCGAGCAGGUGUAUUUUGGAACAUCACACCCUCGCUCCUACAUCUCUGCUAACGUGACGGGGAUAAAGUGUGUGACUGGAAUGUCCUGUCUGAUGAGGAAGGAUGUUCUGGACCAGGCUGGAGGUCUGAUUGCGUUCGCUCAGUACAUCGCUGAGGAUUACUUCAUGGCCAAAGCCAUCGCAGACAGAGGAUGGAAAUUUUCCAUGGCGACGCAGGUAGCCAUGCAGAACUCCGGGUCCUAUUCCAUCGCUCAGUUCCAGUCACGCAUGAUCAGAUGGGCGAAGCUGCGUAUCAACAUGCUGCCUGCCACCAUCAUUGAGCCCAUCUCUGAGUGCUUCGUGGCCAGUCUGAUCAUCGGCUGGUCGGCUCACCACAUGUUCCGCUGGGACAUCAUGGUGUUCUUCAUGUGCCACUGUCUCGCCUGGUUCAUCUGUGACUACAUCCAGCUCCGAGGAAUACAGGGCGGCCCGCCGUGCUUCUCUAAGUUGGACUACGCCGUGGCCUGGUUCAUCAGGGAGUCCAUGACCAUCCAGAUCUUUCUCUCGGCGCUCUGGGAUCCCACCAUCAGCUGGAGGACGGGACGCUACCGGCUACGCUGCGGCGGCACAGCUGAGGAAAUACUGGAUGUGUAAAAGGAAACAAAAAGGACAUUGAAGCAAACAGUGGACACAAUUGUGACAAAACAGGAAGAGUGGAAGAAAUGGGCGGAGUCAGAACAUGCAGAAAUAACUGCUCAAUCAUUUCAGAUUAUUGAUCUGUGAGAGUUUUAAGAAGUGAAGCAUUCUUUUUUUUUUUCUAUCUUUCGUUUUAGGUUUUUAAGAACCUCUGGGCCAUGCGUGUGAGUGCGUGCGUGCGUGUGUGUGAGUGCGUGUGUGUGAGUGCGUGCGUGUGUGUGAGUGUGAGUGCAUGUGAGUGUGUGUGUGCGUGCCCGUGUAAAAGCAUGUGAGUGUGUGUGCGUGCGUGUAAAUGCAUGUGAGUGCGUGCGUGAGUGCGUGUAAAUGCGUGUGAGUGCGUGCGUGUAAACGCGUGUGAGUGCGUGUGAGUGCAUUUGGUUGAUUAGUGUUUAUGUUCUUGGUGCUUUUGCUGGCUUCGUGAUUGGAGGCUUUGAGUCCCAAAAUCAGCCACCGAGUGACGUAGACGAGGAACACAGUGGACUUUUGUUUGGGGAAAGAAACAAAAUUCUUUUUCUAGAAUGAGUUUUAUUUACAUUUUUAUGUCCCGUGGUUGUGAACAGCGCCGUGUGCCCCGGGUCAUGGGGAGAAGUCCAUGACUACAUCAGUAGCAGUUCGGUACGAGACAGCAGUGAAAAGCUGCGAUCCACACAAUGCUGCGUGACGUCACCACGUGUUCUGAUGAAAUCACAAUCUGGACACAUUUCACGAUUAAUGUUCAAACCGAGUCCCUGAUUGUUUAACACUCACUGGUGGACUGGUUUCCAUAGUGACAAGUUCCACAGAAACAUCCCACAGACCUGAAGAGGUGUGGUGAUGAAGUGCUAGCUCGGAGAAUAAUCCCAGCAGGACACGAACAAUCCUGUGGAGUUUAGCGUUCGUCAGCGGCGCUUAUUUUCCUCCACAGACGUCUGUUAGGGUUUUUUUUGUGUUCGUCUUGUGUUUGUUUUUUUUUACGAUUUGAGUUGAAAGUUUUACACGUUCAGUCAUCAACACAACAGACCUGAGCGUGUUAAACGCAGUCAGUAUUAGUGUGAGAUCUCACUCGUCCAAUCAGAAAACAUUUCCUUACCUUUAGAGUUCAGACAGAUCCUUGUGCCACUAGGAUUAAAUAUUUAUUUAUUGAUUGAUUUUUUUUAUAAAAGAAUUUACUUUGAUCUCAAACAGCACGCUUUAAAGAUUUAAUACAGAUUGGAGUUUAAUUCAGAUUUGAAUGCAGCUCUCUUGCGUCACUUCCUGGUUGCCGAUUGGCUGAAAACAGGUUACACAUAAAACCGAACCUAAAAUGAACCACGUCUCUAUAAAGAGAGCGUAUUUUACAGAAAUAAAUCCGAUCCUAGUGGCACAGAGACCCUGCGAGUGUUUGUUGGACGUUUGCUUUUAUCUUUUCCUGAAUGUGCUGCCUGAGCCACUAGUGUGACUCCAGACUGGAGACGAACGGUGACACAGCUCCACUUUAACGUGACUAUUUUAUUUUAGCCUGAUGAUGAUGAUGAUGAUGAUGAUGAUGAUGAUGAUCUCAGACAGAUGGUUUCCCGCUGCAGACACACCGGUCACGACUCAUGAGGAGCUCUCGUGGCUCGGAUCGGUCAGAUCGGGUGUGUUCGGGAUGAAUGAAGUGACAAAUGUAAAAAGUUUAGCUCCGCCCCCUGACCACACCUGUAUAGUGAUUGGUGUGAUCAGAGUCUCGCCUUGGCCUUGCCGAUACGCUCACGACAUGACGCACACUCCUCCCCGUGUGUCAGACUCUCACGCUCUCCCCCUCCCCUCCCCUCUGUCAGUAUUCCCCUGACGGUUGAUGUUUAUCUCACGGAAGUGGGUUUGUUUUCUAGAUAUUCUAUUAAACUGUAUUGAAUCCUGUUGCAUUUCAGUAACCGUGGAAAUCAGUGACGCAUUUCAAGGUAAAUUAAAACAGACACACUUCCCGUGCGGUAAACUCGGCCCUGCUGACCUUCACACGCUUUGUCCAGCUCGCAGAAGGCUGCUGCAUGUUAAGCACUCAAACGCACCUCCAAAGAAACGGUCGUUUUUUUCUCCUUCGUCUGAAUAGCUCAGGCUCCCUGAAGCUCCGCCCCUUUCCCUCGUUUCUGCUCCGGACCUUUCUGUGCUGAUACGAUGCUCCGGCUUUCCGUCUCACUGACAGGAGAAUGUUGAGUUUGUUAAAGUCCAAACCGUCGUCACGCAUUUAGACUUAAACGUCAGACGUUCUUCAGGAACGAGCUCCAACAGAUCUACAAGUGAAACCUGAUUAAAAUGGUGCUCGGGUUCCUGAGAUGUUUCCUGAUGAACUCUCUAAGGAUAAAAAACUGAACAGAAUGAGAGUCGGUGAAAGAAGGAAAGGAGUGAUGAUGUCACACACGAGCAUCGUAACAACACUAAAAUUCUACUCGCUGUCGACUGGACUGUACAUCAGGGAUCUGCUCAUGUUUUACAGGACAGCAUCUCUCUCUCUCACACACACACACACACACACACACACACACACACACAUAUAUAUAUACACACUCCUUUUUAUUUUCUCAGAUGUGUGUAAAAGACUGUCCUGGCUCCGCCCCCAGAUCCUGGCCCCACCCCCUUGCACUGCUGCUGACAGUAUUAUACUGGAGACUUUAUUUUAGACUUUUAUUUAUUUUUUUUUUUUCUCACACUCUCACAUUUUGCUUAAAAUCUUAAACACUUUAUUUAUUUUCCAAAACCAAAUUCUCGUCUGUAUUUUCCUCCUGUGUUUAUCGCUGUGUUUCCUUUCUGCUCCUUCACAGGUAAAGAAGGAUUAACACACAACAGUCAGCAAUAAAAGUCUUAAAGUCUG
Molecule: messenger RNA, 4111 nt
Organism: Tachysurus fulvidraco (yellow catfish)
Lineage: Eukaryota; Metazoa; Chordata; Actinopteri; Siluriformes; Bagridae
Gene: ugcg
Product: UDP-glucose ceramide glucosyltransferase
Exons: 9
Coding region: 82-1263 (393 amino acids)
Biological process (GO): glucosylceramide biosynthetic process
Cellular component (GO): membrane
Molecular function (GO): ceramide glucosyltransferase activity
Source: RefSeq, a predicted model, not a curated record